Messenger RNA from Emericellopsis atlantica, 2036 nucleotides. RefSeq lists its product as uncharacterized. The record is from RefSeq and is a predicted model, not a curated record. Gene Ontology annotation, biological process: positive regulation of transcription by RNA polymerase II; negative regulation of transcription by RNA polymerase II. The transcript has 3 exons. Gene Ontology annotation, molecular function: RNA polymerase II cis-regulatory region sequence-specific DNA binding; DNA-binding transcription factor activity, RNA polymerase II-specific; zinc ion binding. Bases 102 to 1769 code for a protein of 555 amino acids. NCBI's taxonomy places the organism in Eukaryota, Fungi, Ascomycota, Sordariomycetes, Hypocreales, Bionectriaceae.
CAAGUCAUUUUAUGACACGAGGCUUGAGGCUGUUCUGACUCCCACAUCCCGCCUUGAGAACCUCACGGCUACCUUGGAGAUAACUGCACCUUACCAUCAAGAUGAGCGAGCAACCGUCUCAGGACAGGCUCUCUGCGUCGUUGCGCGAUGCGGCGGCGCGCACUGCUCUGCCGUCGCGGCCCGUGCUAUCGAAACCACAGAUUGGGGAAAUGUCCCUGCGCCCAGAAGCGCCCACAAGCCAUCGCAUGUCAAGAAGCAUCUCACCAAACUCAGAGGACAGCGCACUGCGUGAUGCAUCGCCCUCGCCCUCAGCAGCGAGUCCCGUCUCGUCGACGGCAAUGUCGGCAGCAAAGCCUAGUCCGCCACCCGGCAGCCAUACACCAGGCGGUCAGAUUUGCAGCAACUGUGGCACAACACGUACGCCGUUGUGGAGAAGAUCGCCCCAGGGCGCUACUAUCUGUAACGCUUGUGGCCUCUACUACAAGGCAAGGAACACGUCACGGCCCAUCGGCCUGAAAAAGCCACCGCAGGUCGUUCAAGAGAAGUCAAAUGGGCAGCCCAUAUCCAUUGCACCGAAGCCGAACGCGAAUGUGCCCGGUGCAACGUACGUCUCUGCUGAGCAGACGCCUACUGGAUCAUGUCCUGGUGGUGGGCGUUGCAACGGGACCGGUGGUGCGGAGGGGUGUUAUGGCUGCCCUGCUUUCAACAACAGACUGUCCAAGAGCGCCAACCUGAAUGUCAAGGGCCAAAAAUCGGCAAGUUGCCGCCCGGCGGAUGCACCUACAGAAGGCUCGUCUCAGUUCACCAGCAUCAACGAUCAUGCUACCGAUCUCACCACCGUUCAGCCGACGACACCGAAUCAGCAAGACGAUACCACAGUGGUCAUAGCAUGCCAAAAUUGUGGAACAACGGUCACGCCUCUGUGGAGGAGGGAUGAGAGUGGCCACACCAUCUGCAACGCUUGCGGUCUCUACUACAAGCUCCACAACGUGCACAGGCCGACGACAAUGAAGAAGGCGACAAUCAAGAGGCGGAAACGAGUUAUCCCAGCGGGCGAGGAUGCGGAAAUGGAGGACGCGUCGCAAGCCGCGCAAACACCUCUUCCGGCAGUGAAAGGAUCUAUGAACGAAGAUGGAUCCGUGAACCUUGGCUUUCGGAGACAACAGGCUCAGCCAUCUGGCAUGGAUUACAUGUCGGCCCGCCCUAGCAGCCAAGGUCACAGACAGCCUUCGCCAAUCUCCGGCGCGUCGGACCUCGCAGCCUACCACCAGCAGUCGUUGCGCCCGCGCAACAUGCACCAACCCCUGAGCGACGACAACCGCCUCCCGCCAAUAGCUGGUCUACAUGCGCCUGGCGGUGCGGUCGACCGCCAGUCUUCCAUGUCGCCGGCGUCCUUUGGGUCUUUGACGCGUAAACGUUCAUUCUCGUCAGCCGAACACGAUCCGCGAAGUCAACAAGAAGAGAGCGGCGGCGAGAACUCCAAGAGGCUGUCGUCCAUCAAGUCGAUUCUCAACCCCUCCUCCCAGCAGGGCGGACGCCACGACGAACGAUCCGACUUUGCCCUGCCGCCACUCCGAUCACCUGGCCCUACGGCACCUCCUCCAGACAGUCCUGGCACACAUUCGACGAGAGAUCACACGCCUGCGCGGUCCGAUGCGGAGAGCGAGCAGGUCAAGGCUGAACGCAGGGCUGCGCUGCAGCGGGAAAGGGAUGCCAUGCGCGAGAUGCUGGCUGCCAAGGAGAGGGAGCUCAUGGAGAUGGGCGAGUAAUAGGACAAAGUGAGGAGUGACCGCGACUAUUUGGCGGAGUAUACGCGAUGACAAGUCCCCAAGGGGGCAGAGCGAGGCGUAUUGGGAAAGGCCUUCCAUGGCUGGAAUUGUAUUUCAAGGGGCACGAGCAUUGGAUGGCGUUGAUGGCCGAAUUAUCGGGAUGCUUGUCUACCAUCGGCUUGUUGCAGUCUCGUUUUGACGCCUCCACCAGGUCAAAUAGCCUCUAACCCUAUAACUUAGCGAUAUCACACGGCAGACGAAUUGCAA